Messenger RNA from Monopterus albus (swamp eel), 4491 nucleotides. RefSeq names its product alpha glucosidase 2 (gene gaa2). Gene Ontology annotation, biological process: carbohydrate metabolic process. The record is from RefSeq and is a predicted model, not a curated record. Gene Ontology annotation, molecular function: alpha-1,4-glucosidase activity; carbohydrate binding. Lineage: Eukaryota; Metazoa; Chordata; Actinopteri; Synbranchiformes; Synbranchidae. The transcript has 21 exons.
GUUCAGUUUACAGAUCGAGAAGCCGACGUGGGAAUGAAGACGCGCUGGACAUGCCGAAGAGGUUGGGCAGCUCCUCAAACGGAAGUUGCAGAAAUUACGAGGCGUCCUGAAUGUUGCAUGGAGAUAAACAGCAGGCGCACACCAUGCAGGCGGUUGAGGUGAUCAAUAUAACGAAAUAGGUAACUUAUAUGUAAAAGAAACAUUGCUUUGUAUGUUGUAUUUUUGUGCACGUGUCAAGAUCAAAGGACAUCCAGUACAUGUGUUCAGCUGCUCCUUUUAACAAACAAACACUAUCAGGAUGGUGUCAUACAAGCGGCUAAAUCCUGAAGACAUUCAGUUUUCCAAUGCGGUGUUGUUGGAGGAGCCUCGUGCUAUCCGAGAAGAUGGCUCGGUCCUGGAGCCAGAGCAAGCCUCCUUGCUUCCGUGGAGGCCACCUUGCUCGGUCACCACAGGCCUCCUGGUGAUUGGGUGCCUGCUGAUGCUCCUCUGUGGAGGCUGGCUUCUGGGAACUGUGUUCUGGCUGCACGCUCCAACCAACUUACAGCCGCACAAACCUCCGCCACCAGCACAAACAGGAGUAAACAACACUGCAGCCGCUUCCCGCCAUGAGGCCUGUAGUUUAGUCCCAGAGGCGUGGAGGUUUGAUUGUUACCCUGAAAGAGGAGUGGUUGUGACCAGAGAGUUGUGCGAGGCAAGGAACUGUUGCUUCAUCCCUACUUCCAAUUCCUCCUUCUCUGUCACCCGCCCAUCAGGGAAGAAUGGCAUCCCCUGGUGUUUCUACCCUCCGGAUUUCCCUUCCUACUCACUUGUGUCAAUAAAAGACACAUCUCUGGGACAAAAAGGUACACUUGUAAGAAAGGUGAAGACCUAUUACCCAGCAGACAUCCUGAUCCUAGAGGUGGAGAUACGAUAUGAGACAGACACACGACUACGUGUCCGGAUUACUGACCCUUCAAAUCCACGGUUUGAGGUCCCAAUCUCUGUCCCCACUGCCACUAAAAAGGCAGAACGUCCAGAGUACACUGUAGAGCUUUCAAAGGAGCCGUUUGGCCUCAUCGUGAAGAGGCGCUCUACAGGAGCUCUGCUCGUGAACACCACAGUGGCUCCUCUCUUCUAUGCUGAUCAGUUCCUCCAGUUCUCCACCUCCCUGCCCAGUCAGUUCAUCUAUGGCCUGGGCGAACACCGCUCCACCUUUCUGCACGAUGUCCAAUGGAACACGCUCACCUUGUGGGCUCGAGAUGUGCCUCCUAUGGAAAAGACCAACCUGUAUGGGGCACAUCCUUUUUACCUCUUAGCUUGUUCAGUAGGAUUUUCUAAUAAACAAUGUUUAAUCAGCGUUUCUUCUAUUUGAUCAGAUGUCAUCCUCCAGCCAGCCCCAGCCCUCACCUGGCGCACUGUUGGGGGAAUCCUUGACUUUUACAUCUUCCUUGGUCCUGAUCCUGGUUCAGUUAUUGAACAGUAUGUGGAAGUCAUAGGAUUCCCAUCGAUGCCCAUCUACUGGGCUUUAGGAUACCAUCUCUGUCGCUGGGGUUACAACACUAGUGACAAUACCUGGGAGGUUGUCAAGACCAUGAGGAAUUCUGGGAUACCUCAGGAUGUCCAGUGGAAUGACAUCGACUACAUGGACCGAUUUAUGGACUUCACUUUUGACUCGACAAAUUUCGCCACACUGCCUGAACUGGUUAAAGACCUGCACGCUCAUGACCAGCGCUAUGUCAUGAUCCUGGACCCAGGUAUAAGCAGCACUCAGCCUGAGGGCUCGUACUGGCCGUACGAUGAAGGACUGAAGAGAGGAGUUUUCAUUAAAGAUGCUGAAGGAAAAACACUUAUUGGGAAGGUGUGGCCUGGUCUGACAGCAUAUCCCGAUUUCUCUGAUGAUGUGACACAUGAGUGGUGGUACGACAACCUUCAGAGGUUCCACCAGAAGGUUCCCUUUGAUGGAUUAUGGAUUGACAUGAAUGAGCCGUCAAAUUUCCUGGAUGGAUCCACUAACGGCUGUCCGUCAAACAGCAUUGAAAAUCCUCCUUAUACACCUGGUGUACUAGGUGGUCUGUUGAGAGGCAAAACGGUGUGCGCCACUGCACAACAGAAGCAGUCCAUACACUAUAACAUGCACAGCCUUUAUGGACUGAUGGAAGCUAAGGCCUCUGCAAGCGCUCUGAAACGGAUUGUGGCAAAGAGACCUUUUGUAAUUUCUCGCUCCACCUUCCCCAGUCAGGGGAUGUAUUCUGGUCACUGGCUGGGAGAUAAUAGGAGCCAGUGGAAAGACCUUUACACCUCUAUAGCAGGAAUGUUGACCUUUAACCUUCUGGGAAUCCCAUUGGUGGGAGCAGAUAUUUGUGGCUUCGGUGGGGAGACACAGGAGGAACUGUGUGUCCGCUGGACGCAGCUUGGAGCAUUUUAUCCUUUCACACGCAACCACAACUCCAUUGACAAGAAGCCUCAAGAUCCCACAGCUUUCAGCCCUCUGGCUCGUACGGCCAUGCAACAGGCGCUGCUGCUGCGCUACUCUCUCUUCCCUGUCCUGUACACUCUCUUUCAUCAUGCGCAUGUUCACGGGCACACUGUUGCACGACCACUGAUGUUUGAGUAUCCAAAUGAUGCAAGAACCUAUGGGAUUGACAAACAGUUCCUGUGGGGGAAGAGUUUAUUGGUGACACCAGUGUUAGAACCCGGAGCUGAUUAUGUGGAUGGUUACUUCCCAGAGGGUCUGUGGUAUGACUACUACACGGGUGACUCUGUGCGCAGUAAAGGUGAAGAGGUUCGAUGCCAUGCACCUCUUGACAAGAUCAACCUGCAUUUGCGUGAAGGAUCUGUUAUACCGACACAGACACCCAACCUGACCCUGUGGGUGAGCAGCGGUCAGCCUCUCCAUCUGGUGUCAUCUCUCUCUGAUAAUGGCUCGGCCACUGGAGAUCUGUUCUGGGACGACGGAGAGAGCAUUGACACCUAUGAGACCAACCAGUAUGCCUACAUCAUCUUCAUGGUCUCUCAGAAAACUAUGAAGUCCCAGGUGCUCCACAACAACGUGGAGGCCUCAUACAUCACUGUGGAGUCGGCCUCCUUCUACGGGGUGAAGGAGAAGCCAAGCAGAGUGCUGGUGAACUCUCAAGACGCACAGUUCACCUACAGAACCAACCAGGUGUUGUCGGUUGCAGCUCUUGGUCUGAACCUCAGUCAGAACUUCACCAUCAGCUGGAUGUAAAGGAUCAGUUGAGUUUUUAGUUGAUAGUUUGAUUUGCAGCUGGCGAUGGAAGACACAAGGUGGCAUUCAGUGCAGCCUGUAGCUGUUAGAAUGGUGAUGUUUUUUUUGGUACCAUAUUCCAGCACACUGGAUGUUAAAGGAAGUAGUAACUUAAGCACCCAUCCAUAAAGGGCGAAGAGUUUGUAAAAUAUUCACUCUUGGAGCUUCUGCAUACAAAAUUGAUUCCAGUGAUUGUUCAUCACUUUUAUCUCAUGCUGUAGUUACUGUUUCAUUUAAUUUCUAAUGUGCUGGACUGCAGACAAAACAAAAGUGUCUGUUAGAAAAGAUGGACAGACAAACUAGUGCAGAUACUGUGAGUGAGUGAGAUCAGGUUAGUGGUAAUUCUAUCUAACAUGCAACGUCAUCUCAAAGAGGCUUUUCACACUGGGUGCACAAUAAAUGAAAUCACUGUCCUGCUGUCAUUUAGACUGCUGUAAUUAUCUGUGAGGACAUUUAAUAUUCAUAACCUAUGGCUGAAGUGUUGACUUGAAUUGAUUUUAAACAGAUUUGAAAGAAGAGCCUGUCUUGACUUUAAGACUUUAGCUUUAUCUUAGGUUUUGUUUAAUUAAGUCAGCGUUUUUUUUUUUGUUUUUUUUUUUUUUUAAUAGAAUUCUCCUGAAAGAUGAUGUGCAAUAAAUGGGAGGAUGACCUUCUGGAAAUGUGACUUCAUGAUGUAAUGUCAUGUGCUUUAAUGCUGUUUACAGCCUAUUUUUGCACUGAUUGGUACUGCAGUGUUGUAAAUGUAAGUACGGGUGCCUUAUGAUUCCUGUUUCUAAGCAUUUCUGGGUUUGUUCUUUGUUCAGUGCUGAACGCUAGUGUACUGUAAUGCCUAAAAAAUGACACUGAAAGAGCUGUGUGUGUUCUGUAGACGCACUGAGUUUUCUCAGCGCUGAUUUUUUGACACCUCUGAACCUAAUACAUUUCUUAACGUGGUUGAGUGAAGUUCUCAAAAUGAGAUAUGCUUAUUUUACCCAAAUUGGAUCCCAAAGCUGUGGAAAUGUGAUCCUGAGUUAUGGGUUUUCUGCACCUUAUCCAAGUAUGGAAAAUUAUUUUAACAAAUCAUCAAUGCAUGUGUGCUCUCAAGUAAUCAAUGCAAAAACCAAAAAGCACAUAAAGACACCAGUAGAGCGCAGGUCACUUUCAUUUUGAUAAUAAAAUGGUAACAAUUUGCAGUGUUUGAUCACGAAGUCUUGGGUGUUUAAUUUCUGGCUACAUGCUUAAAUAAAAUUUUAUGAGCAACAUGAAAA